CAUUCUGGAAGGACUACGCGCCGGGCGCAGCGUGAGGUUGCGGAGCCGGGGUUAGACCCUGCGCAAUUUGCGUAGCGAACGGCGCCCGCGCAGGCGCAGGAGGGGGCGGAGCCGCAGGAGCCGGGGAGCCGGAGCCCGGGAGCCCCAGGUCCCAGCGACCGGAGCCGGCUCCCCCUGAGGCGGACUGAGGGCCUGGCGUCGACCUCCUCCCGCCUCCCGCGGCUGCAGAGUGGACGCAGUGGGGGGUGGGUCGGAGGCAGCGUACGGAAUCCCGAGGACUGAAGGCAGAGCCCCCCCCAACCCCAUCCGGAUUAUUGGAGGGGAGAGAGCCCGCAUUUUGAGGAGGGGGAGAGCCGGUUGUUCAGCGCCCCACACAGCGGCCGCUGUCCAGAGCCAACAGGCGUCGGUCGGCUCUCCCCCUCCUGCCGGGACGUCUGGAGCGACCAAAGCCAAGGACCCCUCUCCUUCAGCCUCUGCACCCCCAAGCUCCUGGCUCUGGGACUGGCCCAGGGAGGCGACACUCCCCACCUCCACCCCCAGCCCUGGAGAAGAGAGACUCCUUCCACGCUCCUGAGUGAAGGGCCCAGGCCCAGGCCCCAGGCCGCCAGUGCCCCGCUGCAAGGGCGAGUGUCCCUCUGUUUCAGGGAAGGGCCUGGCCACAACUUCUUUCCAUCUGAACUCCCCAUCUCUGUCUCUGCACCCUGCAACUCCCACCCCUCCAUAUUUAUUUUUAUUUCCCUGGCCUCCUGCCAGCCCCUCCAUUUCUCUCAGGAUUCAGGCCUCCCUCCCUGACAUGGAGAGUAACCUGUCUGGCCUGGUGCCUGCUGCUGGUCUGGUGCCUGCGCUGCCACCGGCCGUGACCCUGGGGCUGACCGCGGCCUACACCACUCUGUAUGCCCUGCUGUUCUUUUCCGUCUAUGCCCAGCUCUGGCUGGUGCUCCUGUACGGGCACAAGCGUCUCAGCUAUCAGACGGUGUUCCUGGCGCUCUGUCUGCUCUGGGCUGCCUUGCGUACCACCCUCUUCUCCUUCUACUUCCGAGAUACCCCCCGAGCCAACCAUCUGGGGCCUCUGCCCUUUUGGCUUCUCUACUGUUGCCCUGUCUGCCUGCAGUUCUUCACACUGACGCUUAUGAAUCUCUACUUUGCCCAGGUGGUGUUCAAGGCCAAGGCGAAGCGUCGGCCAGAGAUGAGCCGAGGCUUGCUGGCUGUCCGAGGGGCCUUCGUGGGGGCCUCGCUGCUCUUUCUGCUGGUGAAUGUGCUGUGUGCUGUGCUGUCCCGGAGGCGCCGGGCACAACCCUGGGCCCUUCUGCUGGUGCGUGUCCUGGUGAGCGACUCCCUGUUUGUUAUCUGCGCUCUCUCUCUUGCUGCCUGUCUCUGCCUUGUUGCCCGGCGGGCACCCUCCACCAGCAUCUACCUGGAGGCCAAGGGGACCAGUGUGUGCCAGGCAGCUGCAAUGGGUGGUGCCAUGGUCCUUCUCUAUGCGAGUCGGGCCUGCUACAACCUGGCGGCCCUGGCCUUGGCUCCCCAGAGCCGGCUGGAUGCCUUCGAUUAUGACUGGUACAACGUCUCUGAUCAGGCAGACUUGGUGAAUGACCUGGGGAACAAAGGCUACCUGGUGUUUGGCCUCAUCCUCUUUGUUUGGGAGCUGCUGCCCACUACCCUGCUGGUGGGCUUCUUCCGGGUGCACCGGCCUCCACAGGACCUGAGCACCAGCCGCAUCCUCAAUGGGCAGGUCUUUGGCUCCCGUUCCUACUUCUUUGACCGGGCGGGGCACUGCGAGGAAGAGAGCUGCUCCUGGGAGCAUGGCCAUGGCCGGGGGGAGAGCACCAGCAUGUCAGGCAGCCUCAGCUCAGGCAGCUGGUAUGGCGCCAUCGGGCGGGAGCCAGGCUGGUAUGGGGGCAGCCAGACGCGGACCACUCCUCUGCUCUUCUCCCAGGUGCUGGGCGCAGGCAGCCACCACCACAGCCUCUAUUCCACUCCACAGACGUGAUCGCCCUCCACCUCUCCCCAAACACUCAGACCCCAAUCCCUCCCACCCCAGGCCCCUGUGCCAAGUUUAUCUGCUGCUUCUUGCCCAGGAUCCCAGGGGCUGUGGCCACCUCCUCCCCUGGCCGGCUCCUUGCUACUUCUCUUGUAGUGAGUUUGUGCCGUCCCCUAGGAUGGGGGCAUGGCCCUGACUGCCAGAUGCGCACAGCACCCUGGCAUGACCUGCCACCUCCGCUUCUAUGCUGGAGCCAGCUACCUCUCCUGUGUCUGCCACUCAAUAAAGUGUCUGUGCCCCA
This is a messenger RNA of Molossus molossus (Pallas's mastiff bat), 2282 nucleotides long. It is a transcript of the gene GPR137, whose product is annotated as G protein-coupled receptor 137. The coding region runs from base 794 to 1990 and encodes 398 amino acids. The record is from RefSeq and is a predicted model, not a curated record. Gene Ontology annotation, cellular component: lysosomal membrane. Lineage: Eukaryota; Metazoa; Chordata; Mammalia; Chiroptera; Molossidae. The transcript is spliced from 7 exons. Gene Ontology annotation, biological process: regulation of autophagy; positive regulation of TORC1 signaling; negative regulation of osteoclast differentiation.